AUGGAUGCCAAUAGUGCUCAGCUAAAGACUAAGCUGAAAGAGCGACGCUCUACCAUCAAUGUGCUGGGAGCCAGUUUCUCACAGACCAUUGAGGAAGAAAAAGCCUUUUAUUUCUCCCAGGGCAGUUCUGUUAAGCCAUGGAACUCUAUGGAACACCUGGACAGCCCUGCUCCUGAGGGUCAGAUCCCAAGACACCAAAAAGAGACGUUGAGACCACAACAAAACAUGAACAUCAACGUAGGGGGAAAAGUCUUUCACAUUCCCAAGAAGAUGGCAGUCAGAUUCCCUCGCACACGGAUAGGCUCCUUGGCCCUGUGCACCGACCGCGUCAAACAGCUCACUCUGUGUGAUGACUACUCAGUGCUCACCAACGAGUUCUUCUUCGAUCGCGACCCAACUUUCUUUUACUACAUCUUUCACUUCUACAGCAGCGGUGUUCUGUGGGUGAUGCGGGAACUGUGCCCUAUCAACUUCGAGGAGGAGAUGCAGUACUGGGGCCUGAGCUGGAACGACACCCAGCGCUGUUGCCGUAUCCUGUUUGAGGAGAAGGUGGAUGAACUCAGGGACAAUCUGAAGGUGGAGAAGGAACUCUUAGCGGAGAUUGAGAUAAAGCAUGAUGAGGAAGGCUACAAGACCAUGUUCCUGGGUGGAGUUCGCAAAGACCUCUGGGACCUGAUGGAGAACCCUUACUCCUCGCUGUCGGCGAAAUCCUUUGCUGUUUUCUCUAGCCUCUUGGUGCUCAUCUCCAUCGUGGCUAUGACCCUUAACACUGUGAAGGAACUGAGGACCCACACCCUCUCUGGCAAGACCUACCUGGAAUGGGUAGAGAUUUUCUCCAUUCUCUUCUUCACAUUUGAGUACUUCAUGCGCAUUGUCACCACUUGUGACAUAAAGCACUUCGUCAAAAGCGCCCUGAACUUGGUGGACCUGGUGGCUGUCAUGCCCUACUUUAUCCAGCUGAUAUUUGAAGCGUUUGCCAACGUAGAGGACCUCAGUGCCCAGGAAGAUCUCAAAACCCUGGCUCGUGUCAGCAAGGUCAGCAAAGUGCUCAAAGUUGUCAAGCUGAUGCGCAUCUUUCGCAUCCUGAAGCUGGCCCGCCACUCCACCGGCAUGAGGGCAUUUGGGUUCACCCUGCGCCAGUGCUACCAGCAGGUGUGUUGCCUUUUCCUCUUCAUCGCCAUGGGCAUUUUCAUGUUCUCUGCCCUCCUGCAUUCGGUAGAACGGGAUGUCGAGGGCUCUCCAUUCAGGAGCAUUCCUGAUACCUGGUGGUGGGCUACAGUGAGCAUCUCCCAAGUGGGUUAUGGGGACGUGGUGCCCGUAUCCCUCCCGGGCCGCGUGGUGGCAUUCUCCUGCAUCUUCUUCGGCAUAAUACUCAAUGGCAUGCCCAUCUCCCUCCUCUUCAACAAGUUCUCGGACUACUACGCCAAGCUCAAGUACCAGGAGUCCACCUCAAUCAGUGUGAAACGCCGCUUGAUGCUCAAGGCCCGUCUCCGUCGCAAACUGGAUGUGUGCUUCAAUCCCUCUGUGGGUGACCUGGAGGAAGACAGAAGCCACUGAGCUCUAGACAGGAUGUACGUUUUUUACAUUGCAGGUUUUUUUUUCAAGAAUUCUCUACCAAAUCACCAGUGGGGAGGUGGGGUAUGGUCUGGACUAAUAGGAUUGAAAUAGAGCUAAUGAUAAGGACGGGGGACACACGAAGCAGACUCAUAGAGAGGAUGUACAAGGGAGGAUGUGGGUGUCACCUUAGGUCAGGGCCAUAUACUGCCAUCUUGAGCAAUUUCCUGUUACUGUAGAGCAGUUCCUAUAAAAGUC
Coregonus clupeaformis (lake whitefish) is the source of this 1812-nucleotide messenger RNA. RefSeq names its product potassium voltage-gated channel subfamily V member 2-like. Gene Ontology annotation, molecular function: delayed rectifier potassium channel activity. Gene Ontology annotation, cellular component: membrane; voltage-gated potassium channel complex. The transcript is spliced from 2 exons. NCBI's taxonomy places the organism in Eukaryota, Metazoa, Chordata, Actinopteri, Salmoniformes, Salmonidae. Gene Ontology annotation, biological process: potassium ion transmembrane transport; protein homooligomerization. The record is from RefSeq and is a predicted model, not a curated record. Bases 1 to 1557 code for a protein of 518 amino acids.